This is a messenger RNA of Rubroshorea leprosula, 1339 nucleotides long. The record is from the annotation of a GenBank genome assembly. NCBI's taxonomy places the organism in Eukaryota, Viridiplantae, Streptophyta, Magnoliopsida, Malvales, Dipterocarpaceae.
CAUCAUCAUACCCCCCGCAAACACCAAGGACGUUCCCACUUCUACUUUCCAAACAAUUCUUCAUCUUCCUCUUCAUAUUCCAUGGCGAUCGUGCGGACCAUGAGCGAGCUCAAGAUCAGGGCGCCACCUCCAUCUCCGAUCCCCACCGCCAGUGGCUCCCGCUCGGCAGCCAACGAGACCCUUUCCGAAUUUCUCGAGAAUUCGUUACAAGUCCCAGACCUAACCCUGCCCGGCGCCCACUCGCGCCACCAACCAAGUCCCCCUGAAAUCGAUCGGCAUUCACUUGCUUCCAGAGAAUCUGGCACAGUGGACAGUCUCCUGCGAUCAGUUCGGAUGUUUGGCGCGUUCCGGAUCAGUUACCACGGGAUUUCAGGGGAGGAGUUGAGAUCGUUGGUGAAAGAGGCAGCGAGGGUGUUCGGGGUACUGGAAAAGAGAGACACAGGAUUCCGGCAACAUUACGGGGUAAACAGGGAGGAGAUCGUGUGGGUUCGGUGGCGAGAUGAGAGGAUGGAGUGGGCGCGAGACUACAUCGGUGCUCAAUUGUAUCAGAGUUUCAGUGAAAAGAUGGAUAAAGUUGGAAGUAGACUUGAUGCAAUUGCAGAAGAAGUGGGAGAAAUAUUAGUAGAAAAUGCAGAUAAGCAGGGUCAGAGGAGAUUGCAAAGAGAAGAGUCUGUUUUGAGCCUCUACAGGUACAACCACGAUAAUGUAAUGCCACAAAAUCCACCUCCAUCCACUGCUGAAGAAGAAAGCUCUGCUUGUGAUUAUUGCUUAAAUCUUCACCUUCCCUCCAAGCAAUGCGAGUUUUUUGUACAGUCAAAACAAGGGUUUUGGUCCUUUGAUGCAGGCCCGGACACAAUUAUUGUCACAGUUGGAAAACGGCUUGAGGAAUGGAGUUCGGGGGAAUUCAAAAGUGUUUCUGGGAGAAUUAUGUAUCAUCCGGAAGACCUCAAGGGAUGCAAGGCCUCUUUCUCAAUCGAGCUUAAGUGGCCGUCUUUAACUUUGUACCGCAGUUUCAAGAGAAAUACUUACAAGAAAAUCUCUUUAGCAGACCAAUUCCUGUUUGCCCUCAUUGCUAUUUUCCUUUAUUCUAUCUUCUUGAGAUUUACAUGGUAGUGCCCCCUUUUUUUUUUGUUAUAAUUUGAAAAUUGGUAUUGGAAACUUCUGUUUUUCCCUUUUAUAAGGUUUGGUCUUUGAUGUACAGUUUGAGCAGAAGUAAAGGGUUUGGAGAUGAAAAAGAGUAGAAAUAAUAGGUUGAUUGAACACAAGAUUCUUGUAUACUUGAAACAAAAACAAUUGGGUUUGUUGUUCUGCUUGAUCUCAAUAAAAUGCUAGAAGUGUU